Molecule: messenger RNA, 1438 nt
Organism: Pseudoliparis swirei
Lineage: Eukaryota; Metazoa; Chordata; Actinopteri; Perciformes; Liparidae
Gene: xaf1
Product: XIAP associated factor 1
Exons: 7
Molecular function (GO): zinc ion binding
Source: RefSeq, a predicted model, not a curated record
CUCUGGCGCCCCCUUGUGGCUGUUGGAUAAAUGCCACCAGGUCACGGAGCAGAAAUACUUUAGUUUCAUUUUCACUAAACUGAGAUCAGAAGAGUCCGACGUGUAGGGUUGCGCUGCAGAACGGAUCGAUACUUCUAUCGUGUGUAUCGAUGGGCGACGAGGAGGCCACGCGCAGCUGCGGCACGUGCCACAAAGACGUCUCGGAGGCCAACUUCUCUCUGCACGAGAUGCACUGCAGCCGCUUCCUGUGUCUGUGCCCCGACUGCCAGGAACCAGUUCUCAGAGAGCACCUGGAGCAGCACAGGGAGAAGCAGCACACACAGGUGAGAUGCUCCGAGUGUCACCUGAAGAUGGAGCGCUGCCACCUCGUGGAUCACCAGGCCGACCGCUGUUAGCGGCGGCUGCUGCGCUGUGAGUUCUGCCAGCUGGAGCUGCGGCGCAGAGACCUGGACCGGCACCGCCCGGCCUGCGGCAGCCGCACCGAUCGCUGCAGCGACUGCAACCGCUACGUCACCCUGAGGGACCGGCCCAGCCACGGCGACACCUGCCCGGCAACCGGAGGCUCGGCAACCGGCGGCUCGGCAACCGGAGGCUCAGCAACCGGCGGCUCGGCAACCGGAGGCUCGGAUCCUCAAACCGCCGGCAAACUGCCACGGAACAAGACCAAAUCCACGGCGCUUUGCGGCAGCUGUUUGGCGUCUUUUCCAGCGGCGGAUGUGGAGCAACACGAGCUGCAGUGUCUCCUGGCCAGCAGGUUGAACUACGAAGAGGAGGAAGAGGAGGAUGAGGAAGAGGACCCGUUCUCCGGGCAGAGGGCCACCCCGUGGCUCUCGAGGGGCCUCCGGGGGGAUCGGCCUCGUGGGGGAACCGGGGCCGGCGCAGGGGACCCGCACCGGAUCAGCACCUGCCCCCACUGCCACCUGGCGCUGCCGCUCGCCACGCUGCGCUGGCACGAGGUGAAGUGCCACAUCGUCAUCAACCUGAGAUGAAGAGAGAGAGAGAGAGAGAGAGAGAGACAGGAUGUUUGAAGGAAGAUGAAUAUUUAGUUAUUAGUUUUAUUGACGUUCAGUUUUAAUCGUCGUGGAGAUGAAAAGUGUCUCCAGUACUAAAUGUUUUGUAUUAAAAUUAUUUUACAUAAAUACAAACACAGAAACUAAAGUUAACACUAGAAUAUUUACUUUUGUUUUGAGUCAUAAAAAAAAGUUCAGCCAUUUUCAAAAGUUGUUGCUGCUAAAAGUUUCCAUUAAAAUAAAAAUAUGGACAAAUCUGAUGCACUAAUUUUAAAUACGUAUAAAUACAAUUAUUUAGUUGAAUUUAUUUUUCAUUGUAUAUGGAGUCCAUAUAUAUAUAUAGAGAUAUAUAUAUAUAUAACUUUGACAUUUAUAUAUAUUAAGAACGAAAAAUAUAUUUUUGAAAAUAAAAUUCUUUACGUGAUUUA